AUGCGGACUUACAAGAGAAAAACUACAAGAUGUUCUUACACUACUGAAGAUUUAAAAAAUGCUGCAAAGGCUGUGAACGAUGAAGGUAAAAGUGUUCAUGCCACCGCAACAGAAUUCGGUAUCAAACGGAUGACUUUGACAAGAUAUCUGAAAAAAUUAAAUGAAGGUGGCGAUUCAUCCAUGGGCUAUGCAACACCGAGACAAGUAUUUUCUUCUACACAGGAAGAUUCACUGAAAAAAUACUUGCUACAAAUGGCAUCAAUCUUCUACGGAUAUUUUCCAAAAGAUGUCCGUCGCCUUGCCUACGAAUGUGCUAAUAAAUUUGAAAUUGAAAUUCCACCCAGCUGGGCUGCAAAUAAGAUGGCCGGAAAAGAAUGGCUUACGAUGUUUUUAAAACGAAAUCCGGAGCUAUCCAUACGAAAACCAGAACCCACCAGCCUUGGUAGGGCAACAUCAUUUAAUGCACAGAAUGUUAAAGUUUUCUUUGAUAAAUUAGCGGAAGUAAUGGAUAGAUAUGGAUUUACAGCGGCAGACAUUUGGAAUAUAGAUGAGACACGAGUAUCCACUGUGCUAAAGCCAAAUAAAAUUGUAGCUGCCAAAGAAAAUAGCAAGCCGGGAAAAGAUUAUCUAGAGCAACCUGUGAUGUCCAGCACUGAAUCUAAUCCCACUCCUUCUACCUCCACAAGCCAAGCUGAACCCGAACCUGGUCCAAGCAAUAAAGAAAAUGAGUCGGUUAACCUAAUACAAGUAUUUUCCCCGGAAAUUGUAAGACCAUUCCCAAAGGCUGGUCCUAGAAAAGUAGCCAAGAAAUAUGGUGCUCAUCAUAAAACUGAUUCUCCACUAUUACAACUUCCAAUCGACAUAGUUGAAGAUUUUCCUGUGGGCGAUUCGCUACAUCUUAUUGAUCUUGGAAUAAUGAAAAGGCUAUUAGUUGGAUGGCGUAAUGGAAAUUUUGGGAUGUACACUACAAAAUGGUGCGCAAGGGAUAUUAUUAAAGUUAACGAAUUUUUGAUUAAAUAUAGAAUGCCUUUAGAGAUACACCGAUCAAUACAUACACUUGAUUGUCUUGCUCAUUGGAAGGGAUCAGAACUCAGAACAUUUUUACAUUAUGGGAGCAUAGUCGCACUGAUUGAUGUCCUUCGUGACGAUGUGUAUCAACACUUUCUCAACUUUUUCUGUGCGAUAACUAUAUGUACAGUUAAGAAAUAUAGUGCGUUCUUACCAGUAGCCAGAGAACUGCUUCAAUACUUUGUGGAACAAUUUAAAGAUUUCUAUGGUAUCGACUAUAUAACCAGUAAUGUGCACAAUUUAAUGCAUGUUGCAGAUGAAGUGGAAAAAUUUGGGCCACUACAAACUUUUAAUGCAUACCCUUUUGAGAACAAAUUGUACACAAUCAAAAAUAUGCUGAGGCAGGGUAACAAACCUCUUUCGCAAUUAGCAAAACGAAUUACUGAGGAAGCGAUGCUUUAUUCGAAGACUAGUUUAAAUAAAAAAUCAGAGUAUAGUGGCCCGUUUGUAACACAAAGUCGAAGUCGCCUAACCUGCGUUGCCGAUCUGGGGGGAAUUCCCCUUUUUGGGGGGAAUUUCACGUAUGAGAUAGCCAGUGCCAUAGAUGACGGAAAUUCACCAAGUACUUCCAGUUCUGUUCAAGAAGUGGCAAACAACUCUGAGCAAAUUCCUUCUACAUCUGCACAGAUGACAUCAAGCACUCGUGAAGAACCUAUCGAAAAAAAGAAACGAUUUAAUAAAUUUCUAGAUUCUUGGACUACUCGGCCUGAAUUCAAGGGAUGGUUAACGAAACACAAUGAAAUUAGAGAUGGUCACGAACUAGCAUUUUGCAGAAUUUGUAAUAUGACUGUAAUCGCACACAAAAGUGACUUAAUACGCCACCUGAAUUCAAAAAAACAUCUUCGAAUUUCUAAACAAGUAUCGGGAUCAAAAAAAAUUGACGAUUUAGUGCGGGAAUCAUCUGUAGACGUUAAAGUACGUCGUGCAGAAUUAAAGCUUUGUGCAAUGCUUGCUACAAAUAACUUACCGUUCUCGUUGAUGGACACUGUUAUCCCUUUAGCUAAAGACAUUUUCACAGACUCUGAGAUCGUAAGCAAAUUGGCAGUACGACGAACUAAAGCCUCUCAUUGUAUAAAAAAUGCUUUAGGCAACAACUUGGCUAAUAUUGUGUUUGAUGCACUUAGAGUUCCUGGCGCUUUCUUCUCCAUAAUUAUGGAUGAAACUACAGACUGUAGUACUAUUAAACAGCUUGCGUUCACAGUUAUUUAUUUUAAUGUUGAAAGUAACAAAGUUGAGACCCAUUUUUUUGAUAUGAUAGAGGUCAAAUCCGGAGAUGCCAUAUCUUUAGUGAAGUAUUUAACAAAUGUGAUAGAAUCAAAACAAAUACCAUUAUCGAAUCUCAUAGGCUUCUGUUCAGAUACUACGAACGUAAUGAUUGGAGAGCACAACUCAGUGUUUUCUCAUUUGAAAGCCGCAUUACCUAGCAUAGCGUGCAUCAAAUGUUCCUGCCAUUUAAUACAUUUAGCAGCAUCUAAAGCAUGCUUAAAACUCCCACGAUCUGUCGAAGAUCUUAUAAGAAACUUGGGGUCGCACUUCAGCCGCAGCUCUUUUAGACAAGAAAAAUUCGCAGAGUUUCAAGCUUUUUUUCAAUGUGAUUUACACAAAAUUUUGAACGUAGCUACAACACGCUGGCUGUCUGUGAAAAACUGCGUAGAUCGUGUGUUACAACAGUAUACUCCCCUGAGAGAAUAUUUAAGACUAGCUGUUUUCGAGGAUCCCUCUAAAACAACCGAAGAAAUGGUGGCUACAAUGGAUAAUGAGUUCACGUCAGAAACACCACUGCUAUAUAAAAUGAAAUCUUCAGUCGAAAAUCUGUUGAAAACUGUGUGUAGCAAUUACAUCACAUUUUCUUAUGUGAAGUCUUGUACUGAUAUAAUGAAAAUUGAGUUUGAUGAUGAAUCCAAAUAUGACAGAUUGGACAGAGUGUAUCUAGGUGUAUUAGCUACCGAAAGCUUACAAAAGUUAAAAAAUAACUCACAGGUUCCUGAAACUGAUGUCAAUAUGUUUUUGAUAACUUGUCGCAGCUUUUAUGUGGAGUUGGCUAAACAAAUCCUACAGAGGUUUGACUUUAAGGACAGUCUUUUUAAUUUUAUUGACUUGGUAAAUCCUUCUGUUGCUCAAAGUUUCACUUUUAAAUCUUUGAAGCCAAUCUUUGUAAGAUUUCCAGUAUUGUACGAUUAUUACAACAUGCAAGAAGUUGACGAUGAAUGGCGAGAACAUGCUCUACUUGAUCAUGAAAGCUACGACUUGCAUCCUUCAGAUGGUGCUGAGGAGUAUUGGCGUAAAGUUUUCCACUUAAAAAAUGCCCUUGGUCAAAGUUUGUUUCCAAAUUUAAAAGGCAUUUUAAAUGCCUUUGCAGUGGCCGUUGGUAUUUACAAAAUGUCCUCGGAUUUAGAAGAAGAUGCUACGGGUCCGUCAACACCCAAGAAAUAUAAGAAAACCAAACACAGAGCCCAAAAGUAUAGGAUUCAAUGGGAAUCAGAAGGCGAAUUUAAAGAUUGGAUUGGCCCUGAUGGAAAUAACAUUAAUAAGGCAUAUUGUAAAAUAUGUGAUGUGAAAAUAUCUUGUGAAAUAUCUACUUUAAAGAGACACAUUGUGCUAGUGGACGUGUCAACUGACAUUUCAUCAGUUAAAACAAUGUGCAUCGUUGUGCGUCUUUAUGACCCUGAAACACAUAAAAUUUCUAGUCUUCUAUGGGAAUUGCGACCUUUGUUUGAGAAGAACGAUUUUGACGCUGCAAAUCAAGGUGCUACUGGAGAAGCAAUUUAUAAAUCGAUUCUCAGAAGCUUUCAGGAUGAAAAUGUUCCUACAGAGAACAUAAUUGGAUUUGCAUCAGACGGUGCUAGCGUUUUGAUGGAGCAUACGUUCAAUGACUUAAAUGAUCCAUUCAUGAAGUUAUAUUUUAUAUUCUUGCAAUGGGUGCUGCCUAAGUUCGUGAAUCUAAACGAAUAUUUCCAAAAAAGCGGCGUCGUAAUAACAGAACUCACCAGAAAAAUGAGAGCAACUUAUCAAGAGCUUCUGUUGUGUUACAUGGAACGAAACUAUGUUGUUACAAAUGAUAUGAGCGCUAUUGACCCGACUAAAGAACAUUUUUUACGACCUGCAAGUAUGUAUUUUGGGGUACAACUGAUGACUGAAAUAGAAAACCAGAAUAUUCAAUCAAGGCAAGACUUGAUUUCAGAUUUCCAAAAAAGAGUGAGAGAUUUACUUAUAACCGGGUGUUGUCAAAUAAGGAACAGAUAUGACUUUUCCAACGUAUUACUGCAGAAGUUAUCGAUAUUAUCGCCAAAAAAUGCUGUUUCUCGUGCUCAAAGAACCACGGAGCCAACUCUGUUGCCCAUGAUGCUAGAGGUUCCUUGCAUCAUGAAAGGUAAAACAAAUGAACAAAAACAGGCCAUAGACGAUGAAUGGAUACUUCUACCGGAAACAGUUCUUCCCGAAGACUUAUUCCAUGAUAUAGACAAAAUAUCACCUGAUGAGUUUUGGAGCAAGAUAUUACAUUUAUCGGAACCGCAAUUU
Brenthis ino (lesser marbled fritillary) is the source of this 4587-nucleotide messenger RNA. The record is from the annotation of a GenBank genome assembly. NCBI's taxonomy places the organism in Eukaryota, Metazoa, Arthropoda, Insecta, Lepidoptera, Nymphalidae.